AUGCUGCUCAGCCGCGCCAGGCGGUCAUAUGACAGUGGGCCCCCGACACCACCGUCGCCGACUUUUGUCAUUGAUGACGGUGAUGACGAGCAGAGCGACAGCAGUCAUCCCAAGCGUAAGCAUGGUGAUCAUCGCAGGUCUGCAUCCUCCAGUGAUGUAACACCGCGUCCAAAACCAUACGUUUUCCGCUCGGGUCCCUUCUUAGCCCUGCCCACUUUUCACCACGAGCAUGAUCGCCGCCGGCAGCAGCAGGAAGCAUCACUUGACGUUGAAGAUCACUCUGAUUUUGAUGGUUCUGCACCGCACGCACGUCACGAUCUGAACAUUAAUAUCCUUAGUUCCGAUCCGUUCCUUGCCGCGCCACUGCAACAAUCCUCGAGAAGAUUAGGCUUCUUUACUUCGAGCAGUACCAGCAACUCCAAGAAUACGAGUCCAUCUCCUUCGAAACACCUCAACCACAGCGACAGGUCACAUUUGUAUUCUCGUGCUGAAGCUGCAGCCUCCCAAUCCUCGAUAAUGGCUUCUGUCGCAUCUUCGAAUACCCUCAAAUCACACACAUCUCCCUCGAAGCCCUCCUCCACCCGUACUUACGAUGCGAAGCUCGUUUCACGAGAAAUGCACCGCCUCGGGACCCUCGCAGGUCUCAAUCCCAGCAUUGCCCCCUCCUUAUCUACUUGUCCUGUUGCACCUCCUCUCGUACUCACGCCCUCAACCUCGCCAUCCAGCAGCGGUAUCGCAAGUGCUCCCACACUUCAUACCAGUGCAUCAAGCGUGGGUAUAACAGACAAGGAUAAUCCCUGGCGCACACUACAUGUACAUGUCCUCCCCCUCUUCAAUGAGGAGCCAUUACGCGUACCUAUAGAAGACCUUAACGCCCUUGUCCGGCGGCACAUACAAACGGUGCUAGCUGUGUCCCCUUCGAAAACCCUUGCAACUCUCGAAACAGACGCGCGCGAGCUCAUUGCAGCAGGCAUGGUCACUCUCAACGCCAAGCUCUCUAAUAUUUCAGACGAAGCAUUAUUGGGCCGUGUCAUUGAGAUCUGGGGCUUUUUCUGGGACCAAAUACUCCCGUAUAUCGAGGGGGUCCUAUUACCAUUGCAAACGGAUCCUUUAUUGACCUCGUUGCAUCGUACGCAAAAACAACAUCGGACCUCUUCACCCACGCGACAAGGCAGUAAAUUGAAUGGCUCAUCAACGCUGACUUCGCUAUCUCCGACGAUUGACGUUCGGAGCGUUGCCCUAUGUGCGUUCCGCGAUCGCGUCGUACUUCCUAUCUACGGCCGUCUACAGAAUCUGCUGUCGCUUCCUUUUGGGAAAGAUAUGCUCGCUCGGCUGAGUCCCUUCCGUCAACCGAGAUUGCAGCAGAUGUGUGUGCCUUAUCACCUUGAAAUCUAA
Messenger RNA from Suillus clintonianus, 1395 nucleotides. RefSeq names its product HbrB-like-domain-containing protein. The transcript is spliced from 4 exons. The coding region runs from base 1 to 1395 and encodes 464 amino acids. Gene Ontology annotation, cellular component: TORC2 complex. The record is from RefSeq and is a predicted model, not a curated record. Gene Ontology annotation, biological process: TORC2 signaling. NCBI's taxonomy places the organism in Eukaryota, Fungi, Basidiomycota, Agaricomycetes, Boletales, Suillaceae.